Drosophila bipectinata is the source of this 1295-nucleotide messenger RNA. RefSeq names its product Tumor necrosis factor alpha-induced protein 8-like protein sigmar (gene sigmar). Gene Ontology annotation, biological process: regulation of apoptotic process. The record is from RefSeq and is a predicted model, not a curated record. Gene Ontology annotation, cellular component: cytoplasm. Lineage: Eukaryota; Metazoa; Arthropoda; Insecta; Diptera; Drosophilidae.
CAGAUUAUGGUCACACUUGUCUCAUAUUUUGUUUUUUGUUGCUCUUCCGCUGACUUGUUUUCUGUUUAAUAAAAGUUGCGCAUAAAUUCCGCAGAUAAUCGUUAUUAGAAACGUUAUUCAAUGCUGCUGCUCCCUUUUAUUUGCUUUUGCUAGGAGCCUGGAGUUUUUAAAUUAAAUUGGAUACACUUACACUCAUAUACACACAACUAGGAGCAUCGGAUUCAAGGAUAAUUGUCAAGGACUGCAGCAACAAAAACACAGCCAACAUGUCGGUGGCCGGGCUUCGGCAGUGUCUGCUGCUCUGGAGCGUUGACUAUUGGAACCUGGAAGUCAUGGCCGACAAUGUGUUCAAGUCGCACGAUAUCGGGCUGCGAGCUCAGAAGAAAAUCCUCUCACGCAUGGCGACGAAAAACAUCGCCAAGACAUUCAUUGAUGGGACGACAGCCUCGCUCCUGGACAACCUGUACCGGCUUUGCAAGAUGCACACGGGCAACAAGGCCAAGGCGGAGAAGCUGAUCAAGAACAUCAUCAAAAUAGUCAUCAAGAUCGGAGUGCUGCACCGGAACAAUCAGUUCAGCGAGGAAGAGCUCCAAAAGGCGGAGAACUUCAAGAGGAAAUUUCAGAACACCCAACUCUCCAUCAUAUCAUUCUACGAAGUGGACUUCACCUUUGACCUGGCGUACCUGCAAAAAUCCAUAGCCGAAUCGCACGUGGCGCUGAAGUCAAUUGUGCAGCCGCAUCUCACAGAGAAAUCGCUGGGACGCAUCGAUGAGGUGUUCGAUUUCUUUGGGGAGGCGGCGCUGUUGGAAACCGCUUUCAGAUCCGAUUCCCCCUAUCGCGAGGUGAUGGGAAAAAUCGUGGCCGACAUUAACUCGGCCAUGGAAACGGGCGACAUCUGAGCAGGGCAGAGCUGUCAUUGCGUGCUAUGAAAGAAAGGCUAUCUAUCGAAACCAAAAACAAAAGCAAACAGCUACUGGCGAAGGAAUGGAGAGCGCUUGCUUAACUAAGCUCACCCACCAACACCAAAAUACAAAAUCUAGAUAUAGAACAGCCGAGGCAGUGGGGGAAAGCGACAGAAAGAAAGACGGGAAAAGAAACUAAAAAAGGCAUAAGUUUAAACAAGAGUUAAAUUUAGUUUAAAUAGUGAUAUCAUUGACAACAAUAUCAAAAGUGUAAAGACGUCCGUAUUGAUUAUUUUGAUGACAACGUUAACAUUUGUGUACUCAAGAUCUACUCUACCUAUUGUAAUGUUUAAUAUUUAGGAAUACCAAAUGCAUUUCGCCAAAGGAAUUCAC